AAAAUGCAGCUAUGUUCAUCGGUGGUAUCAUAGCCACCGGAAAAAUGUAAUGGAAGAAUGAGAUUAAAAUCAGGCACAACAAGGAGAUAGGAAGAUUUCGUUCUAGCAACAACGGUGUCCCUCUCAAAUUUCCACGGAACUUGAAAACCAGGCUGGUCGCAUUCAAAUACGACCAGAAGUGGACCAGUGAUACGGACCUGUUUGGAGCAGUAGCCAUCUUUUUGAGAAUGGACGGGGCGAUACGGCGGCCGGCCAGCAUCCUGACUACUAGCGGGCUGGUGGAGGUUGGUGGCCGGGCCUCGAUGCUCCAAACACUGCUCAUUUUCUCGGCUUUCGGGCUGCUCCUUGGACUGCCCGCUGUCACCGAGGCGAAAGAAUGCGACAAACCGUGCGUGAAUGGGCAAUGCAACACGGUAACGGGCAACUGUGUGUGCAGCCCCGGCUGGGUCGGGGACCAAUGCCAACACUGCGGAGGAAGGUUCAGGCUGACGGGUCCCUCAGGGUUCCUGACAGACGGACCAGGGAACUACAAGUACAAGACCAAGUGCACCUGGCUCAUUGAGGGAACGCCCAACAGCAUCCUCAGACUGAGGUUGGACCACUUUGCUACAGAGUGCAGCUGGGACCACCUGUAUGUGUACGAUGGGGACUCUAUCUACACUCCUCUACUGGCUGCCUUCAGUGGGUUGAUAGUUCCUGAGCGCUAUGGCAACGAGACUGUUCCGGAGGUGGUUUCACAGUCUGGUUACGCCCUCCUCCACUUCUUCAGCGACGCUGCUUAUAACCUGACCGGUUUCAACAUCUCAUAUAGUGUGAACACGUGCCCUAACAACUGUUCUGGCCGAGGGGAGUGUCGCGUUGGGAACUCAACAGGUGCUGUAUAUUGUGACUGUGAAUCCAAUUGGAAAGGCGAGGCCUGUGAUAUCCCUUACUGCCUGUCAGACUGUGGUUGGCCUGACAGGGGACACUGCCUUCAGGACACAAAGACAUGUCGAUGCCAGCCUGGGUGGCAAGGUCCAGACUGCUCUCUGUCCGUCCCAGCCAACUCCUCGUUCUGGCAGCGGGAGGAGUACCCCGAGCCGGGUCUGGCCAGGGCUUCCCACAAGGCUGUAGUGGACCAGGGGAUCAUGUGGGUCGUCGGGGGUUACGUCUUCAACUCCUCAGACUACCAGAUGAUUACAGCGUAUAACCUCAGCUCCCAUCGCUGGCUGUCUCUCAACCGCUCUGUCAACUCCGUCAUGGGACGAUACGGACACUCUCUGGCACUACAUGAGGGAAAGAUCUACAUGUACGGAGGAAAGAUAGACUCUACUGGCAACGUGACCAGCCAGCUGUGGGUGUUCCACAUCCAGAACCAGACCUGGGUGUCCCUCUCCGCUGGAGCCCAGGAACAGUGGGCCGUGGUGGGACAUUCUGCUCAUGUAGUGCCCCCCCUGCUGGAGGGAGGUAGUGCAGUCAUGCUGGUCCUCUUUGGACACUGCCCUCUAUAUGGAUACAUCAGCCAGGUACAGCAGUAUGACAUCGCUAGGAACACGUGGCGUGCCGUGGUUACCGAUGGAGCCCUGGUGCAGGGAGGGUACGGCCACAGCAGUGUGUUUGACCCCUCCUCCCGGGCCAUCUACAUCCACGGAGGGUACAAGGCCUUCAGCGCUAACAAGUACGGCCUGUCUGGAGACCUGUACAAGUACGACGUGGACCGCAGCCGAUGGACAGUUCUAAAGGACAGCGGGUUCUUCCGGUACCUCCACACGGCGGUCAUCGUUAGUGGAACCAUGCUGGUGUUUGGAGGGAACACUCACAACGACACGUCCAUGAGCCACGGAGCCAAGUGCUUCUCCUCAGACUUCAUGGCCUAUGACCUUGCAUGUGAUGACUGGUCGGUGCUGUCCAGACCAGACCUCCACCAUGAUGUCAACCGGUUCGGACACACGGCCGUCUACAGUGACAGUGUGAUGUAUGUGUUUGGGGGGUUCAACAGUCUGUUGUUGAGUGAUGUCCUGAUCUACACGCCAGCCAGCUGCUCCAGCGCUCCCAGCGCUGCCGCCUGUAUAGCGGCCUGGCCGGGGGUUCACUGCGUUUGGAAUGCUAACCUGGGCUCCUGCCUGCCCUGGGACUCGAACCCUGGAUUCCUGGAUGAGCAGACCACCCUGGCCUCCUGUGGAACCAGAACAUAUGUUGACAACGAUCGUUGUGACCAGUACACAGACUGCUACAGCUGUACAGCCAAUACUAACGGCUGCCAGUGGUGUGCUGUUCAGUGUGUAUCCGUGAGCUCCAACUGCACGGCCGUCACGGGGGCCAUAGUGGAGUAUGAUGUCUGUCCUAAAGACAACCCAUCAUAUGUCUGCAACAAGAAGACCAGCUGUAAGAGCUGUGGGGUGGACCAGAACUGCCAGUGGGAACCUCGAAACCAGGAGUGCAUCGCUCUACCAGAGAAUAUUUGUGGUGAGAGUUGGCACCUGGUGGGUAACUCGUGUCUGAAGUUCAUCACAGCCAAGGACUCGUACGACAACGCCAAGCUGACCUGUCGGGGUCACAACGCCGUCCUGGCCUCGUUGACCAAUCAGAAAGAGGUGGACUUCGUCCUUAAAGAGCUGCAGAUCAUGAACGUUCUGUACAAGGCCUUGGUGACGCCGUGGGUGGGGCUGAGGAAGAUCAACGUCUCCUAUUGGUGCUGGGAAGACAUGUCACCCUUCACGAACACCUCCCUCCAGUGGUUGCCGGGGGAACCCAGCGACGCCGGUUUCUGUGGUUACCUUGCAGAACCGGCUUCCAGUGGUCUUAAGGCCCAGACCUGCAUCAACCCUGUUAACGGGAGUCUGUGUGAACGAGCAGCCAAUCACAGUGCCAAGCAGUGUCGGACGGCGUGCGCCAUGCGGGCUACGUGUGCUGAGUGUACCAGCAGCAGCUCUGAGUGUAUGUGGUGCAGCAACAUGAGGCAGUGUGUGGACUCUAAUGCAUACGUAGCCUCCUUCCCCUUCGGACAGUGUAUGGAGUGGUACACUAUGAACAGCUGUCCACCUGAGAACUGUUCUGGGUACAGGACGUGUGGCCAGUGUCUGGAGCAGCCUGGCUGUGGCUGGUGUACGGACCCCAGCAAUACAGGGCGUGGCCAGUGCAUUGAGGGAUCCUAUCGGGGGCCAUUCCAGACCGCAGUCCCCGCCCCCUCCACCCUGCCUGGCCCCACCUCUAGUCCCGCCUCCCAGCUGGCUCUCAACAUCAGCAUGUGUCCUUACGAUACCAAGUACAACUGGAGCUUUAUACUCUGUCCAGCGUGCCAGUGUAACGGUCACAGUCAGUGUGUGAAUCACAGUGUAUGUGAGAAGUGUGAGGACCUGACAACAGGGCUCCACUGUGAGAGCUGCAUCUCUGGUUACUAUGGAGACCCCACCAACGGGGGCAGCUGCCAACCGUGUAAGUGUAAUGGCCAUGCCGGUGUGUGUAACACUAACAACGGGAAGUGUUUCUGCACCACCAAGGGCAUCAAAGGAGACCGCUGUCACCUGUGUGAGGUGGAGAACCGUUACCAAGGAAACCCUCUGAAAGGAACCUGUUACUACACCCUGCUGAUAGACUACCAGUUCACCUUCAGUCUGUCUCAGGAGGACGACCGCUACUACACCGCCAUCAACUUUGUAGCAACACCCGAGGAGCAGAAUCGUGAUCUGGUUGUUUUCAUCAACGCCUCCAAGAACUUCAACCUCAACAUCACCUGGGCCGCCAGCUUCACAGCAGGUACUCAGACAGGCGAGGAGAUCCCAAUCAUCUCCAGGAGUAACAUUAAGGAGUUUAAAGACAGUUUCUCCAACGAGAACUUUGACUUCCGCAACAACCCAAACAUCACCUUCUUCGUCUAUGUCAGCAACUUCACCUGGCCCAUCAAGAUACAAAUUGCCUUCUCUCAGCACAGUAACUUCAUGGAUCUGGUGCAGUUCUUCGUCACAUUCUUCAGCUGCUUCCUGUCCCUCCUCCUGGUGGCGGCAGUCGUCUGGAAGAUCAAACAGAGCUGCUGGGCGUCACGGCGACGAGAGCAACUCCUCCGUGAGAUGCAGCAGAUGGCUAGCCGGCCGUUCGCCACCAUCAAUGUUGCCUUGGAAAUGGACGAGGAGCCACCGGACCUAAUUGGUGGAAACGUCAAGACGGUGCCCAAGCCCAUCGCCAUGGAGCCGUGUUUUGGGAACAAGGCUGCUGUCCUCUCCAUCUUCGUCCGUUUACCCAGAGGCACCGGGGGCAUCCCCCCACCCGGUCAGUCUGGUCUAACGGUGGCCUCGGCCCUGGUGGAUGUGUCUCAGCAGAUGUGUCUUGGUUACAAGGAGAAGUCAUGUGGUCUGAGGAACAGGAAGCAACACCCCUCUGCACAGCCCUCCACCUGUAUCUGACCACACCCCCUGCCACAGUCCUGGACCCCACCCUGCUCCACCCUAACCCCUCCCCCUGCCCCAGAGACUACACCCCCGGACUGGAAGGAGGGAUGAAGAGAGAGAGAGGCAGGGGGUUUCCUGGGGGGAGCUGCAUACCUGCUGAGAGGAGGAGGGGAGCGGGAGAGGGAUGUCUGAUGGACAGUCACACCCUGCAGCUUCCCAACGGACACCUGCUGCACCUGGGGAACCACACCUGGCUGACAGACAUGUGGAACUUAGGGGAAAGAAAAAAAGACUUGUAUUAGUCCUCUACCACCUGGUCAGAGUAAAGGAGAAGCUUGAUCGCUGUCUAUUGUCUGAUCAAGUACCAGUCAUUCUACUUGGUAUGCUGUCUGUCUGUCUGUCUGUCUGUCUGUCUGUCUGCUAGACUGUCUGAUCAACUACCAGUCAUUCUACUUGGUAUGCUGUCUGUCUGUCUGUCUGUCUGUCUGUCUGUCUGCUAGACUGUCUGAUCAACAACCAGUCAUUCUACUUGGUAUGCUGUCUGUCUGUCUGUCUGUCUGUCUGCUAGACUGUCUGAUCAACAACCAGUCAUUCUACUUGGUAUGCUGUCUGUCUGUCUGUCUGUCUGUCUGUCUGCUAGACUGUCUGAUCAACAACCAGUCAUUCUACUUGGUAUGCUGUCUGUCUGUCUGUCUGUCUGCUAGACUGUCUGAUCAACAACCAGUCAUUCUACUUGGUAUGCUGUCUGUCUGUCUGUCUGCUAGACUGUCUGAUCAACUACCAGGCAACCUACUUGGUAUGCUGUGUGUCUGUCUGUCUGUCUGUCUGUCUGUCUGUCUGUCUGUCUGUCUGUCUGUCUGUCUGCUAGACUGUCUGAUCAACUACCAGUCAUUCUACUUGGUCUGUCUGUCUGUCUGUCUGUCUGAUUAACUACCAGUCAUUCUACUUGGUAUGCUGUCUGUCUGUCUGAUCAACUACCAGUCAUUCUACUUGGUCUGUCUGUCUGUCUGUCUGUCUGUCUGUCUGUCUGUCUGUCUGUCUGUCUGUCUGUCUGUCUGUCUGUCUGUCUGAUUAACUACCAGUCAUUCUACUUGGUAUGCUGCCUGUCUGUCUGAUCAACUAUCAGUCAUCCUACUUGGUAUGCUGUCUGUCUGCUAAACUACCAGUCAUCCUACUUGGUAUGCCUUCUACUACCAGAUAGCGGUCACAUUUAGUUUGUUUCUACACCUCACCAGUUAUAUCAGUUAGUCCCCAGCCUGAGUGCCAGUCUGUUUGUCUGUCUUGACAAUGACAGCAAUGGAGUUGGCAAGAGCACAAACAGAUGUGUCACUCAGGCUCUGUAUAAUAGCCUGUUGUUUACUUUACUGUAGCAGUAAGCUAGGUGUUGAUAGUAACUGGCUGACUCAUUCAGGGCUAAUGUAACGUUAGUCUAGUAGGGCGUCUAGUAGGGCUAACGCUAGCAGUCUAGCAGGGCUAACGUUAGCAGUCUAGUAGGGCUAAUGCUAGCAGUCUAGCAGGGCUAACGUUAGCAGUCUAGUAGGGCUAAUGCUAGCAGUCUAGCAGGGCUAACGUUAGCAGUCUAGUAGGGCUAAUGCUAGCAGUCUAGCAGGGCUAACGUUAGCAGUCUAGUAGGGCUAAUGCUAGCAGUCUAGCAGGGCUAACAUUAGCAGUCUAGUAGGGCUAACGUUAGCAGUCUAGUAGGGCUAACGUUAGCAGUCUAGUAGGGCUAACGUUAGCAGUCUAGCAGGGCUAACCUUAGCAGUCUAGUAGGGCUAACAUUAGCAGUCUAGUAGGGCUAACGUUAGCAGUCUAGUAGGGUUAACGUUAGCAUUUUUUUCACCUUUAUUUAACCAGGUAGGCCAGUUGAGAACAAGUUCUCAUUUACAACUGCGACCUGGCCAAUAUAAAGCAAAGCAGCCCGACACAAUCAACAACACAGAGUUACACAUGGAAUAAACAAACAUACAGUCAAUAACACAAUAGAAAAGUCUAUAUACAGUGUGUGCAAAUGAGGUAAGAUUAGUGAGGUAAGGCAAUAAAUAGGCCGUAGUGGCGAAGUAAUUACAAUAUAGCAAUUAAACACUGGAAUGGUAGAUGUGCAGAAGAUGAAUGUGGAAGUAAAGAUACUGGGGUGCAGAGGAGAAAAAAAUAUAUAACAAUAUGGGGAUGAGGUAGUUGGAUGGGCUAUUUACAGAUGGGCUGUUUACAGAUGGACUAUGUACAGGUGCAAUGAUCUGUGAGCUGCUCUGACAGCUGAUGCUUAAAGUUAGUGAGGGAGAUAUGAGUCUCCAACUUCAUUGAUUUUUCCAGUCAUUGGCAGCAGAGAACUGGAAGGAAAGGCGGUCAAAGGAGGAAUAGGCUUUGGGGGUGACCAGUGAAAUAUACCUGCUGGAUCGUGUACUACGGGUGGGUGCUGCUAUGGUGACCAGUGAGCUGAGAUAAAGCGGGGCUUUACCUAGCAAAGACUUAUAGAUGACCUGGAGCCAGUGGGUUUGGUGAUGAAUAUGAAGCGAGGGCCAACCAACGAGAGUGUACAGGUCGCAGUCAUGGCUAGUAUAUGGGGCUUUGGUGACAAAACGAAUGGCACUGUGAUAGACUGCAUCCAGUUUGCUGAGUAGAGUGUUAUAGGCUAUUUUGUAAAUGACAUCGCCGAAGUCAAGGAUCAGUAGUAUAGUCAGUUUUACGAGGGUAUGUUUGGCAGCGAGUGAAGGAUGCUUUGUUGCGAAAUAGGAAGCCGAUUCUAGAUUUAAUGUUGGAUAGGAGAUGCUUAAAGUGAGUCUGGAAGGAGAGUUUACAGUCUAACCAGACACCUAAGUAUUUGUAAUUGUCCACAUAUUCUAAGUUAGAACCGUCCCAAGUAGUGAUGCUGGACGGGCAAGCAGGUGUGGGCAGCGAUCGGUUGAAGAGCAUGCAUUUAGUUUUACUUGUAUUUAAGAGCAGUUGGAGGCCACGGAAGGAGAGUUGUAUGGCAUUGAAGCUCGUCUGGAGGUUAGUUAACACAGUGUCCAACGACGGGCCAGAAGUAUACAGAAUGGUGUCGUCUGCAUAGAGGUGGAUCUGAGAAUCACCAGCAGCAAGACCAACAUCAUUGAUGUAUACAGAGAAUAGAGUCGGGCUGAGAAUUGCACCCUGUGGCACCCCCAUAGAGACUGCCAGAGGUCCGGACAACAGGCCCGCCGAUUUCACACACGGAACUCUUUCUGAGAAGUAGUUGGUGAACCAGGUGAGGCAGUCAUUUGAGAUACCAAGGCUGUCGAGUCUGCCGAUAAGAAUAUGGUGAUUGACAGAGUCGAAAGCCUUUGCCAGGUCGAUGAAGACGGCUGCACAGUAUUGUCUUUUAUCGAUGGCGGUUAUGAUAUCGUUUAGGACCUUGAGCGUGGCUGAGGUGCACCCAUGGCCAGCUUGGAAACCAGAUUGCAUAGUGGAGAAAGUACGGUGGGAUUCGAAAUGGUCGGUGAUCUGGUCGGGACAGUUAGCUAGCAACUUUGUAAGUUGAUUUGUAACAAUAAAUUCAUAGUAUUUGCUUGUAAGUUGGCUAAAAAUUCUAUUCAAACCAGUAGUCAUGACGAUUUGGUUUAAUUGUAUACAUUUGAAGUUAUAUUUUGUUGGAGUUUACGUUAUAGGGAAUAGGCUUGAUGGGUCCUCUAUUAUUACAUCACACCCGGAAAAACAUUUUCUGACAUGACUUGGGCAUUGUUGGGAAUUCUGAUGGGUGUUCUGUCUUAACUCCUGUAAUAGAAAAGGGAGGGAUAUUUGCAUUGGGACUUUUGAUGAGUAAACUAGUGUAAAUCAUUACAUGUUACAUUACAUGUGGUUAUGUUUAUGCUAACUACCCUUUAAAUAGUUAGCAUAGUGGUGGUUAGAGUGUUGGGCCAGUAACUGAAAGGUUCCUAGAUCGAAUCCCGAGCUGACAAGAUAAAACAUCUGUUGUUCUGCCCCUGAACAAGGCAGUUAACCCACUGUUCCCCUGAACAAGGCAGUUAACCCACUGUUCCCCGGUAGGCCGUCAUUGUAAAUAAGAAUUUGUUCUUAACUGACUUGCCUAGUUAGAUAAAGGUUAAAAUAAAGGUUAAAUAUAUUUUUAUUUUAAACACUUAAAUGCAGCAACACAUCCAGACAGAGCUGUUGGAGAGAACAGGCAUCAUGGACUAUGUGUCUUACUAGUUUAGAACAGGACCUUAUGGCUGUGCUUUAUUCAAUCCCAGAUCUGUUUAUGUUGUCUUGCCAGCUCCCUGUGGUCAUUGACAUGCCAAACUGAUCUGGGACCAGGCUAGUCCAUGUUUUCUUCCCCUCUUGUGUUUCCUCUGUUGAUGUCCUGACUCACUGACACCCCUGAAUACUCCAGCCUCCUCUGUUAGGCUGGAAAACCCCAGUCAGAUUGUAUAGUUUUAACCGGAGCUACCAACCACAUCCUUGUAGGUUAAAGCCACUGGGCUGUGCUGGUUCAUUCCUGUACAGGCGUUGUUUUCCCAUAUGUUAAUAUUCAAAACACACCUCAAUAACCCCAGCUCUCUGCCUCCCCUCUUAGCCUGUAAGUCCUCAUGGAGCCAGUCAGGCGGUGUAGUUGAUAGUUGUCUCCAUGUCUCUCUCUCCUAACAGAGAUCUCCAUGUCUCUCUCUCCUAACAGAGAUAUCAUGUCUCUCUCUCCUAACAGAGAUAUCAUGUCUCUCUCUCCUAACAGAGAUCUCCAUGUCUCUCUCCUAACAGAGAUAUCAUGUCUCUCUCUCCUAACAGAGAUAUCAUGUCUCUCUCUCCUAACAGAGAUAUCAUGUCUCUCUCUCCUAACAGAGAUAUCAUGUCUCUCUCUCCUAACAGAGAUAUCAUGUCUCUCUCUUAACAGAGAUAUCAUGUCUCUCUCCUAACAGAGAUCUCCAUGUCUCUCUCUCCUAACAGAGAUAUCAUGUCUCUCUCUCCUAACAGAGAUAUCAUGUCUCUCUCUCCUAACAGAGAUCUCCAUGUCUCUCUCUCCUAACAGAGAUAUCAUGUCUCUCUCCUAACAGAGAUAUCAUGUCUCUCUCUCCUAACAGAGAUAUCAUGUCUCUCUCUCCUAACAGAGAUCUCCAUGUCUCUCUCUCCUAACAGAGAUAUCACGUCUCUCUC
Molecule: messenger RNA, 9464 nt
Organism: Oncorhynchus nerka (sockeye salmon)
Lineage: Eukaryota; Metazoa; Chordata; Actinopteri; Salmoniformes; Salmonidae
Product: attractin-like
Exons: 29
Coding region: 228-4379 (1383 amino acids)
Cellular component (GO): Golgi apparatus
Molecular function (GO): protein binding
Source: RefSeq, a predicted model, not a curated record